This is a messenger RNA of Pistacia vera, 1915 nucleotides long. RefSeq lists its product as uncharacterized. Bases 158 to 1708 code for a protein of 516 amino acids. The record is from RefSeq and is a predicted model, not a curated record. The transcript has 9 exons. NCBI's taxonomy places the organism in Eukaryota, Viridiplantae, Streptophyta, Magnoliopsida, Sapindales, Anacardiaceae.
UCUGGUUUUGGGUCUAUUUCAACUUCAUAUUGAACGUAAGUUGUAACCAAAAAGCUUCAUUGGUCUAUUCUCAAUUUAAUCCAGCAGUUCCAGAUCUUACUCAUUGUUCUAAAGUUCCAUUUUUCUCUCAUUUCGAUUACUGUUUUGAGCCCACAAAAUGGAAGACGAUAAGAACAAGAACGAGAACGAGAACGAGAACGAGACCGAAAACAAAAACCCAGAAGAGAAACAGUCUCAAAAUGAAGAAACUAAAGCUGAAGAAGCGCCAGCGAAGCCUGGAGGGUGGGGAGGUUGGGGUUUUUCUCCGCUUUCAGUUCUGUCAGAUCUUCAAAAGGCUGCUGAAGAGAUCUCUCGCAAUGCAUCCGUGGCUGCGGAGAAGGCUGCAAAGAGCUUCGUGGACGUGCAAAAUGAAGAUUCAGAACCUCUUAAGGAAGAGGAAAAGGCAAAGGACACUGCAUUUGAAAAGGAAAGUGAAGAUGAGAAUGAAAAAAAGCGUAAGUCUGCUUUGGAGAAAUUGGAGAAAGCUAGUGAGGAGUCCUUGCUUGGCCAGUUGCAGGGUUUGAAGGUUCUUGAUAAUUCUGUUGAGAGUUUUGCUUCAGGAGCUUGGCAGGCUUUAGGAAGUGCAUGGAAAGGCAGUACCACUUUUGUCCAGAAGCUUGAGCAUUCUGUGAACCUUGCGGGAUCUGUUCAGCAGGGUGGGGAAACUGGUUCUGCUGCACCAUCCUUGAUAGAGACUGGAAGAGCUUUUACAGCAAAGGGAAUGCAAGUGCUUGAAUACGUUGGCAAGGAGACUAUUGAUCUACUGAUCACAGAGACUGGUAUUGACAUUGAAAAGAAUAAAGAUUCUGAACAGGAAGGUGAUGAGGAUCAGUUAUCUGAGGAAGUGACAUUUGAUCGUUGCUUCUACAUAUAUGGAGGUCCAGAACAAUUGGAGGAACUGGAGGCAUUGUCCAACCAUCAUGCACUCUUAUUUAAUAGAAGAAAAGCAAAAUUAUCAUCAGAUCAGAAAUCUGUGUAUGAUGGAAACCUCAAACUGGUUCAGAAAAUUUUUAGCUUGAGUACUGAAAUGGAUGGAAGUAGUGCUGAGUCAGAUAAAGGAAAAAAAGUAGAAACUGGAACUGAGGGAUGUGGUGAAGAAAUGAAGAAUUUACAUGAUUUAAGUGUCAGCAAGGCUGCUGAUAUGGCUGCAGGGUUCACGAAUGCAUUAGCAGGACUAACUGUUAAUGAUAUAGUUCAAAGGACUGCUGGCAGACUAGAAUCUCUUCACUCAGAGGGUGUUCAUAGACUCUCAGAAAUGUGCUGUGUUGCUGUAACUCAAUUGCUAUUGCUUGGAAAAUCCAUUAUAUCAAAUGCUAGCAAGGUUCAGGAUGAAGAUGCUGAUAUUGAUGCUUUGAAUAUUGACUGGCCUGAGGAUUCUGUUGAAAAAGCUAAGAUAAUCAGAUCAAAGGCACAAUCAAUGACAGUAUAUGUGGAAGCUGUUUCCAAUAGCUUUAUUACAGGCAUAUCUGAUGUUGCUGAAGCUUACCAAUCAGCCAUGAAGAGCGCUACUGCGAAUUCCCCUGAAGUUGCACAAACAUCAGUUCAGGAAAAAGCCAAUGCCUUCUCUGAAAAUCUCCGUGCUGAUUACACGACUGCAGUCGCCAAAAUCCAAGACGGGCUCCAAUACUUGUCUUAUGUAGUCCUUUCAACUUCCAUUCCUGCUGCAUGAUGACUCAAGACACUCAACUCAGUUAUACCUCAAUGUCUUAGUGAUUCAAUUCUAUUUUGUACAGAGUAGCAUUUGUAGUGUGUUGGUCCAUGUUCUUGUUUGGAACCUUAUGUCAUGCAACUGAAACUAAAAGUAGGAGGAAGAAUUUUUAUCUGUAUUCCUUCAAACGUUUACAAAAACAAUAAGAGCAAUGAAACAUAUAGUUUG